This is a messenger RNA of Paramuricea clavata, 6543 nucleotides long. The record is from the annotation of a GenBank genome assembly. NCBI's taxonomy places the organism in Eukaryota, Metazoa, Cnidaria, Anthozoa, Malacalcyonacea, Plexauridae.
AUGAGUGGGAAUAAGAGAUGUUGGGAAGAAAGAGCGAAAAAACUCGAGUAUAAAUAUGUUCAUAAUGUUUACUCAAGUCAAGCAUUAAGUUAUGAUGGUUUGUGUGAUGGGCCUUGGCCUGAAAUAAAGAAUUUCUUGUUUAGUUUACGAGCAGGAAGCUUUGUGGCUGACGUUGGUAAGUUUCUUUGAUAUUUUAGAAGAUAGGGUGAUCUCUAAGUUCUUUCUCAGACCGUUGUAUCGCAGUUGUACUACGCAUGCAGGUCUUACAUUAACUUUCAACUCAACUGAUCUCUCACACCAACUGCCAGAGGCGGCGCUAAAAGCCCCCCCCCCCCCCCUCCCCAUCCCCUCCCACUCCUCUGUUAGUCGGCAAAUUGUUUUCUCAGUCGGCAAAACAUGAAUUUGAAUAGGAAGGAACGAAAAUAAAAUACUUUGAGCAAAACUUAUAGAUAGGGGAAAUGACUCGGCAAAAUUUCACUUACACCCCCCCCCAAAAAAAAAGGCUACGCCGCCCCUGCCAUUAACAGAGCACACCUACAGCCGCGGAACGCUUCGGUUGAUGUUGCUCUCUGCUGCCAUAUUUUUAUUCUCGCUGCAUGCAUUGUUCAUUGUUUCUAAAAAUUGGCCUAUAAUUUAUCUGUGCAGCACGGUGCCACGCUCUUCUUCAACUCGGCUGAUACUCCACUGAAACAUUGGAAUAUAUAACUCAUUUAGUCUAUGUUAGUCAACGUUUAUUCAUAAUUAUGGUCCUUCACCGUCACGUGUGUAUUGUAUUUGUGCCAAAUCUACCAAUAGCAAUUUCCAAUUUACCCUAUUGUUCGAAACUUCGAGUCACGGAUAGGUAACUUUCCGAAAACAUUGCUAUUGGUUAGUUCGACAAAAAUACAAUAUACGCAACGUGACGGUGAAGAACUAGAUUUAGGAAUAAACGUUGACUAACAUAGAUAAUGAGUUAUAUUGUUAUUCUAAUAAGUUUCACAGCCAUCUUCCCUUCGAUAAGCUAUGGAACAACGUACGUACAGCAAGUAAAUUUUACCAGAUUCUUUACAAUCUUAAUCCAGAUAACGUGUUUAUUGUGAACAUGCAUGGACUUCUUAAUUACUUCUUGUUGUUAUUCUAAUGAGUUUCACAGCCAUCUUCGCAUCGAUAGGCUAUGGUUGUUCGUAUUGUGGACUGCUCACGACGUUUACGUGAUCAAGUCAAGUCGGCAAAGAUAUUUCUCUGUAAUAGGGCUUUCUAUUUAUAUUUCAGCAAAUUUCAGCGCUUUUCACGUGAGAAGACUGGAACCUAGCAAUUUGGGGGCGGGGCGAUGCAAGAGCGAAGCGAAAAGUACUGCAUCCUACCACGUGAAGUCGAAUAACCUGAAAAUUAAGUGCCGCCUGCAGAGUAAAGGCGAGGUUGGGCCCUAGGAUAUACGUGUCAAGGUUCUGCAUCACAAAUAUGCAUAAUUAUUAUGAAAUGAAAUUACUAGAGAAUCCAAGCAUUUUAUGUUGUAGAACAACCGUACAAAUGGAUAUGCUUCUAAAAUGCGAUUUUGCAUGUUUGAUAAUAGCAAGGAUAUACAACUUUAUUAUAUACACAAGGUCUGGAUAUCAGGUAUUCUGCAAUCUGAUUGGUUCUCUACUAGCAGGAUAUUAGCUCAUAUAGUCAUAUCCUGCUAGUAGCGAAAAACAAAAUGGCGGCUGAAACUGAAUUUCCGACGUUUGCGAAUGAGAAAACGGCAAGUUGUUCGCUUUUUAUAGCCUUUACAGGAUUAAAAACACAAUGAAAAAACUCCCAAAAAUUGUUUACAGGUUAGCAAAUGAAUUUUUAAAAUUUGAAAUGGUUAAAAGAAUAUAUUUUUGAAAAAAUAAUCGGCCGAAAGAGCGAAGAUAAAAACAUAAACAAAACAGGAAAAUAUUGAAAAUUUCCGAAAAGCAAAGUCUGUGAAUUCAGACCUUGUGUAUAUAAUAAAACAGUUAUUCCACUCACUCUCGUCGAAUAUGAGCGAUAGCCGAUUCGGCGCUACGCGCCUCAUCGGCUAUCAGCUCAUAUUCGACUUGAGUUCGUGGAAUAACUGUUAAUUAUAUGGUUGCACUUUGUGGCGUGGAAACCAUGACACGUGCAUCAAACUAACUGAAAUAUCUAGAAAACGAAGCAACGGAACGAAAAACUGCAAAAGAAGUUGCUCUAUAGUUUUUUUAAAUCAGACAAUAAACAUUUUCGUUUCAUAUGCACUUCUCUUUUCGUUGAAACCUGAAACCAAGACAUCUACUUGUACAUUUACUUUGCGUAAUUACUUUUCCCCCUUACGAAAGGUCACGUAAGGCAUCUGCGGAGGAGAGGGCCGUUUAUACCCUACAAUAUUUCAAAAAAUUACCCUAACCAAUUUCAAGAAAUAAGACGCACUUGAAUAUUUUUAAAAUUAAUACGUCCUUCUGGAAAGUACUGAACGUUGGCUGUACAGCCUCGUUUUCGUGAUUAAAAAUUUUUCCUUAGGAUCCUUCAAAUUGUUACCUACAAACUUACAAACAUUAUGUAUAAUACUGAAUAAAAUUCAAAAUAAAAUUGAGGAUUGAGGUUAUGCGUAUAAAAUGCGACGCUCCAGUAAGAAGACUUCAGUAAUUCUGCAAAUGAUCAAUAUAAUAAAUCAAAUCUCCCAAGUACAAGAUAGAAUAGCCCCUCCUAUAUCACUGCUUACACUAUCUACUUAUUGUUUUGAUUAUGAUUUUCAUACUUGCACGACCGACGAGCAACAGUAUUGCCUGUGCAGUCAGUGCUCAGUGCAUGAUUGUGCCUUUCAUCCCUUCCUGGAAUAUACAUUGUCUGAUUAUAAUUUCGCCUAAUGUACAUGAGAGGUGGGUCGAUACAACUUUAAAUAAUACAACAGUUGGGCAUUUAAAUUUCGCAUUUUUGGGUUUUAUACAUCGUGGAUAUCAGAAUGUUCAAAUAUUUUCAUGUUUCUCCUUUCAAAUUAUUAAAGCAUGCAAAAUUUGAGCAUAGGUCACCAGACAAAAUAAUGAGAUAUAGCGCACAGUGUUUCAAAAAUUGGAUUUUUUAACGAUAUUAGCAGUUGACAUGCAAAACGCUAUACAACACGAGCAAUGACGCAAGAUGGCGUAAGCAAUUCACCACCUCAGGUCAUAUUGGUUAUUGUUAUUGGUGGUAGUUCACAUUCCCGCGGAAAUGACAACCUCGUUCCCAGGCUCUUUGCUCUUGGGAAGCUUCCCAAGAGCAAAGAGCCUGGGAACGAGGUUGCGGAAAUGAAUGACCACCGGUACCAGGUUUGUUCAGUAUGUGGCAUAAAGUUUUGUUUUCGCGAUUUUGUAUAUGGGGUUUUAGGAGGAUUACCAUAUGGAGCACCUUAAGUGAUUAUCUCCACUGGAACUUUAGAGAGAAGAUUAUACUAAUUUCAAACACUCAUUAAUAAUUCAUAAGCUUAUUGGCAAAUCAUGUCAACCAUAAUAUGUCACGUGCCGUGGCUUUUAAACCUAAUAAAACACUCCUGCUCGUUUAUUAAAUAGUACUUUAAAACAGGCUGAUAGAGAUAUCCAGUAUUAAUAAAUUAUUCAUGUUAACCCGUAUCUUAACCGUUGAUAAAAUUUGCUAUAGGCUGUGGAAAUGGCAAGUACCUAGCAGUAAGAAAUGACAUUGUUGUUCAUGGUGUGGAUAUCUGUCAAGAGUUAUCUCAACUAGCUUAUGAACGUCAUAAAAAUAUAAUCAUUGCGAACAACUUGAAUUUACCAUACCGUCCUUCAACAAUGGAUGCAGUUAUAUCAGUGGGUGUAAUUCAUCAUUUUGCUUCGUUUGAACGAAGGUUACAAAGUGUCAAAGAACUUGCACGUAUUCUUAAACCUGGAGGUCAAAUCCUGAUUUAUGUCUGGGCGUGGGAACAAAAACAAAGAAAGGUGUGUAUGUAGAUACUAAUAACUAUUUAUUACUCUAUACUGUGUUUUGAAUGUUCUGUCGAUUUUAUUGGAAUGAUUGGCUUCGCGAAAACAUUUCAUCUUCGGAACGUCAUGUUGGUUUGUCAAAUAGAUAUCGGAAGGAAUCAGGACAAUUUACAACCUCGCACUCAGGCUAUUUUCUCUCACACUCUGGUGCUACGGUCAUCUCUGGGUACGAGGAUGAAGAUUUUGCAACGUUCAAACCACGCCUACGUACAUUCUAACGACCAAACCCAAUUUCCCAAUUAAAUCUCCCAACGUUUUAUAAUAAAUCUCUUUCCGUCAAUCGAAAAACUAUACGGUAGUAUUGAAAAUUCUAACUACUUGAACGGCUACACAUGCAGAAAGAAGAAAUUGUACUAAGAUGCUGUUAACCGUUAGUGCUUUCCAACCUUAUUAACACAAAAUUAAAGAAUUGGUAACUCUCAUAUCAUUAUCUCAUAUCAUUUACGCUAACUCUCUCAUGGUACAUCAGGAGAGUUAAGAAAUGGAGUGUAGUCGUAAAAGUGGGUGUGGUUUGGGCACGACUCGAAAUAAAAAUUCCAGUUUUCAUUCAUCAGUAAUGUUUCCUUGGUUACCAAUGUUGCCUCGAUGUUAAAGUGCAAAAUUAUAUAACUGUUAAAGGGAUAUAACGAUAACAAUUUAGUCUGUCUCAUUUGUGAACACUGAAACAAUUAUAAAUAAAACUCUUUUACCGAUUUUUCCUAUCUCGCUUUGCUCUUGAAAUAUUUUGACUGAAAGCAAUGCACAGUCCGCCAUUUUGGAUUAAUUUUUGAUCUCAUUAACGGUGGUUUUAAUUGGUAUGGUCGUAAACAGGGUUAGAAAUUAUUUCUCCAAGGUGACCGAAUAACAAUUAUAGAAGUGGUUGCCAGUCAAUUUGUUACUGUAAUAAUUUUUGGCUCAUAUUAAUGACGGUUGUGACAUAAAGCCACGUUCAAACGAGUCCCACAUCGUCCAAGAUGCCGGUCAGCUCGGUCAUUUAUAAUGUUUUCAUUCAAAAUAUUUCAAGUACUAAGAAAUAUUUGAAAAACCUGUAAAAAAGUUUUCCAUGCUCUUUCAAAUAAGAGAAAGUAAUUUCAGAAGAAUUCGUUUUCAUUUUAGUUUAGUUCUCACGAUGUGCUAGUUCCAUGGACGCUUGAAAACGAGAAAAGAGAAGGGAAUGGAUUUGACGAUCAUGAUAUACAAACAAAUAAUAUAAAUACGAGAAGGACAUAUUUUCAGACAAAUGGAUGUUUAGACGAACAGAGUGUAACUAAUACUGAAAAUGAAGAUUCAAGAUUUAAGCUGCCAAAUGAGACAAAUACAAGAGAUUUUUUUAGUAACGUUGAUGACGAUCAGUUAUCUGAUAAUGAAGAGCAACAAGGCAAUUCAUCGCUCAUAAAUUCUAUCAAUAAUUUCACUGCAGAGUUGAAAGAAAAACUGCAAAGUUUUUCGUUUUCCAAAGGACGAAAACUACAGUCUGACGAUGGAAGAAAGUUCGAUGAAACAGAUUCCAAUCAAUAUUACCAAUGCCAAACAAAUUGCAAUGGCAAUAGCCUUGUAACAUCAGUAAAAGGUAGUGACGUUUUAUCAGUGAAAUCUAAGCAAAAGCUGGAUAAAACAAAACAAUAUAAAAGGAGUUCUCUGUGCGAUAACGCUAUCUUAGAGUACAACAGUGGAAGGAUGCAUCGAGGGAUAAAUGAUUCAAUAAGCUGUAAUGGAAAUGGUGAAAGUUCCAGUUCACAAGUAGGACGUUUUAAAAGAUUUUAUCAUGUUUUUAUAAAAGACGAAUUGUCAGAACUCGUGCAAAGUGUUCGGGCACUGAAAGUUUUGACACAAUAUUAUGAUCAUGGUAACUGGGUGGUCAAGGCAGAGAAAAGGAAGGGUCCAGAAUAGCAAAAAUUUAUUCAAAGUUUUACGUGAAGGCGUGCGAGGAAAAGAGGAAAUUCGGUUUGUUAACACAAGCUGCAAGAUUGCUGGAAGAAACAUGAACGAACAUGAAAAGUAAUUCUGACUCUUUUUUAAGAUUUUUUUGUAGCAUAGCAAAAUCCUCUGUCUCCAACAUGUUUGGAGCCAGCUGCAUGAAGACCGGAUAGCGCUACCCGGCUACCCACCUGGUAUAGUAACCGUUUUUUUCCAAAACUUUCGGUUGAUUGGUAUAUGACCCGCCAGAUUAAACUUUUCAGGGCCGUAACUAUACGGGAUAUAAAUAAUAUAAUUGAGGGUGGGGGGGGGGGGGGGGGGGGGGGAGUACAUAUUCAUAUAUUCAUGUUCACAUACCGUAAAAGCAAUCGCUUUCAAAGGAAAUCCGUCGGGCAGAACACUCUAAUUACGGUACUGAAACUUUUGCAUUUAUAAAUUGAAGUUUCUAUUUAUUAUUUGUGAGGUUCAUGUCUGCAGCUUUGUAAUUUUUUAGCAUUUUUACAGCUGUCGAAAAAAUCACUAUCCAGUGAAUAACGCUAUCAGGCCUUUGUACAAUCGGCCCGAGUUGCAUGCUGGUUAGCAAAAACAACCGACUGAACAGGAAGCAUGGUGUAUCAUUCCGCAUAAAUUUUAGAGAUAUACAGCGGUAAUUCAGAGGUUGCGUUCUAAGGGUACAUCAAUAACCGACUCAUAAAGCCAAGCCUUUAGGGCGGAC